Molecule: messenger RNA, 1374 nt
Organism: Caenorhabditis elegans
Lineage: Eukaryota; Metazoa; Nematoda; Chromadorea; Rhabditida; Rhabditidae
Gene: chil-8
Product: GH18 domain-containing protein
Exons: 3
Coding region: 111-1310 (399 amino acids)
Biological process (GO): carbohydrate metabolic process
Molecular function (GO): chitin binding
Source: RefSeq, marked reviewed
UGUUAUUUCAAUGGUAUCGGUGAUUGAUUGCAGUUUUUGAUUCGUUUUCGACAGUUUCCUUCUUUCAAUUUCUGAUUGUUUUUAUCUUUGAAAAUCAAUUGUCAAAUCGAAUGCCCAAGACCUAUAAACUAGCAAUUCUAAUUUUUGUACUACUUUUUGUUUUUGGGAUUGUCUCCUUUCUGGUGUCAUCAUUAUUUUGUUAUUUUUAUGACUUCUCAAACUCAGUGCAAUCACCAUCAGUGCUCCAUAGAAAACGAAUUAUAGGAUAUGUUUCUAGUGACGAGGGAUCAGAAAUAACAAUUAAACAGCUAGAGAAACUAACUCAUGUUAUUUUUGCUUUUAUCUUGGUCCACAAGGACGGAACUAUCAAAUUCAAAUAUGGCACAAAAGAUGGAUUUUUUGAUAUGAAAAGAAAAUCGAUGGAGUUGAAUCGAGGGCUGAAAGUGAUGGUUUCAAUUGGUGGUUAUGAAUCUUCCCCGCUAUUUUCUGAUGUGCUAGUGAAAAAGAAAAAAAAACUAAUUGCUUCCAUUGCCUUACUUGUAAAAAAGUUUGACCUGGAUGGUGUUGAUAUAUUCUGGAAUUGGCCUUCUAUUACAGAUCAAUCGAAUUAUUUGAUUUUCAUCCGAGAACUUCGAAAAAAGUUGACAAAUUUGAAAGAUGAGAAUGGAAGAUCAAAUGAGUAUGUUAUCAGUGUUAUUGCUCCAAGUUCAAGCUCACACUCGGAAUAUCCUUACAAGUGGACAGAAAUCUUGGAAAAUGUUGAUUUUAUCAAUGUGAUUACUUUUGAAUAUUUCUAUGAAGCUAACAAGAUUGGACCACAUUCCCCUCUCUAUGGUGGCUCGUUUGGAAACGUAGACGAUACAUUGAAAUACUUGAUAUGUCGGACCAGAACACCAAACAAAUUAAACAUGGUGGUAUCAUUCAAUGGAAUUUACUGGGGUAACACUACACUUCCAUUCGACGAUAAAGGUGUAUGGAUCCCGGACGAUUCGGCACAAGGACCAUACUCGUACGGAUGGAAACAAUUCGCACGGAUGUCUCAUGGAUUCGACCAAAAUGAUUUUGAAUGGAAUGAGGAAACAAGAACCCCGUAUAUUUGGAAAGCGGAUACACAACAAUUUUUGACAUUUGAAAAUGAGAAAAGUUUGACAGAAAAGAUGAACUACGCAGUUGCACACAAUAUUGGAGGAGUAGCAAUGUACACGAUUGAUGAUGACGAUGAGGAAAAUACUCUUCUCAAUGUUGUGGUCACGAAUCUUCCAAGUUUAAAGAAAAGUGGAGGCGAAACUAAAUACAACUGCACUCGAUAAUUAAUGUUUGAAGAUUGUUCGAUUCAAUUAAUGUUCAGUAAAUGCUCAAAAGUGUUAGAAGUGA